GAAUUUGGAUCUCGCUACGGAUGAAAAAACGAUAAUUGAGGACAAUCAGCGUAAUGAAGCCAAACUUCGAGAAGCUGAAGGUAUUGAUUGGAGAUCGAGAUAUUUUUUGCAUGAAAAUGACGAAUUUAACUUCAAACAAACCCAUCUUUCAAAAGAUCCUCAAAUUGCAAAACACCAAAUCGAGUCUUUUAUUUUCUCUUCAAAUUCACCAUCGGCAUUUGC
Dentiscutata heterogama is the source of this 222-nucleotide messenger RNA. NCBI's taxonomy places the organism in Eukaryota, Fungi, Glomeromycota, Glomeromycetes, Diversisporales, Gigasporaceae. The record is from the annotation of a GenBank genome assembly.